AUGACACUGAGUCACCGAUGGGGCAACUCACCAAGCAUUAUACUCAACGCAAAGACGGCGCCGACUCUUUUGAACAGCAACAUCUCCCCAGAGCUACUCGAAUCUUCCAACGCAAAGCUCUUCAGGCAUGCAAUGUACGUCACCAGGUGUCUGGGAAUUCGACAUCUCUGGAUAGACUCGAUGUGCAUCAUGCAAGAUGACGACUCCGAGAAGGCAAAAGAGAUUGCUCUAAUGGGGGAAAUUUAUUACAACUCCUCGCUCAACAUAUCGGCUACUGAUUCCACGAGCGGAGCUGACGGGCUAAUAUUCAGCAGAGACGUCUUGAAGACUUCUUCAUGUCAGUUUAGUGUGCAUCUUCCUGAAGCCAAUCAAAGGCUUGAUCUAGUUGCUUUCCACAAUAAAGUGCUGGUCGAAUCAGACCAAGGUGAAUUGAACAGGCGAGGAUGGGUCUUGCAAGAGCGAAUAUUGUCACCCAGAGUGCUUCAUUUCACUAGACAUCAGGUAUUCUGGGAAUGCAAUUCUCUCUUGGCAUCGGAUAUCCGACCCGAGGGGGAGCCUAUAGAUCCGGCCUCCGCUGGCGAUAUGAGAGGCAUAUUGAGUGCCUCUUCUUCAGCUGCUUUACCAGAUGAUACGAUGAAGGCUCUUUGGUACGAUGUCGUGCGCCAAUAUUCUGCGACAUCUUUGAGCUUCGUCGGAGAUCGGCUACUUGCAAUAUCCGCCCUUGCUGAAAGGUAUUCCAUCGUCAGUUUGCAGUCGCCAGAUGAAUACGUCGCAGGCAUAUGGAUGUCGCAUCUCCCGCUGGCUCUAGUCUGGCGCAGGAUCCCCCAGAUAGAAACCCCAUCGAUGGCGUUGCAAAAUACGGAACAGGAACAAAUCGCACCAACAUGGUCAUGGGCUGCCUUGACGUGUGCCGUUGAGUCAGCCGACAUGAACAACCUACACCCGAACAUAGCAGUGGUGGAGGUGGGCGGUAUUCAGCGAAGAUCUGCUAGUCAAUUCGAUGGAGUCACAAGUUGUUGGCUACGUGUUCGAGGCCAGAUGUGCAAAGUUGAGCAGGGCGUUGAAGCUGCCAGCAUCGAAAUGGCUUGGGAUAAGCCCGCGGCAGACGACGGGGGCGGUGCUCCCAGAUUAUUCUUGCUGUACGUUGCCUAUCGCUCCUUUAAAAGUCGAAGGGACAUGAGAGGCUUGGUACUUCAAAGAACGAAGAAGAGAGGCCGGUAUAUUCGAGUGGGCGCGUUCUCAACGAGCAACUUUGACAUUCAAGGGACGUAUAUAGGAGAGGCAUUCACGGGAAACACACAUAAUCUCGAAGAGGAUGAUUUCUUGGAGUUUACAAAGAGUCAAGGAUACACUAUCGAGAUGAUAUAG
This is a messenger RNA of Trichoderma aggressivum f. europaeum, 1368 nucleotides long. RefSeq lists its product as uncharacterized. The record is from RefSeq and is a predicted model, not a curated record. The coding region runs from base 1 to 1368 and encodes 455 amino acids. The transcript has a single exon. Lineage: Eukaryota; Fungi; Ascomycota; Sordariomycetes; Hypocreales; Hypocreaceae.